Messenger RNA from Cydia splendana, 7902 nucleotides. RefSeq names its product E3 ubiquitin-protein ligase lubel (gene LUBEL). Gene Ontology annotation, molecular function: zinc ion binding; K63-linked polyubiquitin modification-dependent protein binding; K48-linked polyubiquitin modification-dependent protein binding. Bases 330 to 7772 code for a protein of 2480 amino acids. The record is from RefSeq and is a predicted model, not a curated record. Gene Ontology annotation, cellular component: LUBAC complex. Lineage: Eukaryota; Metazoa; Arthropoda; Insecta; Lepidoptera; Tortricidae. The transcript is spliced from 25 exons. Gene Ontology annotation, biological process: protein linear polyubiquitination.
CAGAGCGCACUGAGUGCGGAAAUAGCUGCGCGUCGUAAUUUUAGUGGAAUCGGGGCAACGCGGCCGCGGCCCGAAAUAGCGGCGCGUGCGUCUUCCCGCUGUCAAUUUCGUCCGGAUAGGGUGCACGAUUAGCAGUUACCGGCGGCUCUUCACAGAGCCCGGAGACCGUGGGUGCAUUUCCCCGUCCCGGCUCGCUCCCGAACUGCACGGUUGCAUAAGUGUUACAUACCUACAACUAUGUGUCCGAAAAGCUCGCUACGUGUCCAGAAAGUGUAUCUGUUCUCUCCAGUGUUUUAAGUUAUAACCUCCAGGAUUAACUGAAAAUUAAGAUGUUAAAAGGCCGGGGUCGUGCCUCGGUGGGAACUCCGCAGUUCCCACGCCCGGCGCCGGGGACGCCACAGUUCGCACGCCAGACGCCGGGCACGCCGCAGACUCGCCAAGUGCCCAGCACGCCACAGUUCGCACGCCAGGCCGCGCCUGCCCCGCGCGCGCCCCUCGCCAAGCCGGAGCCAGACUACGAGGUGGUGGAGUUCCCUGCCGAGGAAUAUGUCAACGCCAAGUUGCAGCCACCGCCUACGCCUCCGAGACCGCCGACAGGUCACCCAGUGGAUGCGGGCGCCUCAUGCGGGCUGUGCGGCGGCGGCGGCGCGCGCGUGCGCUGCGCCGAGUGCGGCCGCCGCGCGCUCUGUGCCUCCUGCGAUGACAUGUACCACCGCCAUCCCAAGCGCAGACACCACCAGAGACAGGCUCUGUCCGUGACGCAGUUACGCGAAGAGCAGCGUCCGCCGCUGCCGCCUAAAACUACCGCUCCAGUGCCACCGCCUCGACGGCACAAGAUAAGCGGAGACCGAUCGAGUGCUAGCCCUAGACCUCCCUUACAAGAGCAGCCACGUCGAGCUACGCUCGGUUCCAUCAACACUAUGACGGCACAAAACCAAGCACCGGCACGACCUUUAAGCAAUCACGGUGUUCCGCAGCCCAUACCUCCCCACCUGAGCAAGAUAUUGCCGCCGGCGCCUUCCGCUCAUGUUGGCAGCAUGCCUUAUUUGCCGACGAGUCCGUUUCAUGCUGCCGCUCCCGCGCCCCAAGCCAUGCCGUACCACAACAACACGAUGGGUCAUGCGCCGCAGACGUGGGGGCGGCCCAGGGCGUCCCUGCCGCCUUAUAACAUGCAAGUUCAACAGCCAAUGUUGCAUGAACCAUGGGACGGGCCCGAGAUGUUACCUCUAGCUCAGACCUGGGGCCGGCCCAUGCGCCGCGGUACCUCGGUGCUCGAGCUGGGCCAGCCGGCGCCGCCGUGCCCGGGCUGCGCGCACUGCGCCGGCGCGCCGUGGCGCUACGGCAGCUGCGCCAGCCUCGACCCCGGCGCGUGGGGUUGGCAGUGCUGCCCGCCGCAGCAUAUGCAUCCGCACGCUCAUAUGCAUUCGGCGAUGACGCCUCAACCUUAUCGCAGAGCCGACAGCCGCGCAAGGUCUCGCGCGGCGUCCCGCGCCGGUUCCCGCGCCGCGUCCCCUGCCAUGAGCGUGCGCUCGCGCGCGUCGCGCCGCACCAAGCACCGCACGCCGUCGCCGCCGCCGCUGCCGUCCAGCGACGCCGACUCCGAGAGCGAGCAGAGCGAUCAUCGCGAGCCGCCGAAACUGCAAAGUCCUGCUAGAAAAAUUACUCAGCCUAAAGUCCAAAGUCCGGUGCGGAUAGCUACUAGUCAACGCGAGGUAAAAGAAGACAGUUUAGGGCCGGUGCCCCCGCCGCCGGAAUCGUCGUGGCAGUGCGAGCACUGCACGUUCGUGAACGAGCCGGGCGAGCGCGUGUGCGCCGUGUGUUGCCGCACGCCGACCACGGCGCCCAAGGUCGUGGCCAACGGCGCCGCCGACGCCGUGGCGAACCUACACAUCUCCGACCCGACUGGCCCAAGUGCCACUCGCCAGAAACAAACACUGCACGUCCGUGAACGAGCCGGGCGAGCGCGUCACUGCACGUCCGUGAACGAGCCGGGCGAGCGCGUGUGCGCGGUGUGUUGCCGCACGCCAACCACGGCGCCCAAGGUCGUGGCCAACGGUGCCGCUGACGCCGUGGCGAACCUACACAUCUCCGACCCGGCUGGCUCAAGUGCCACUCGCCAGAAACAAAAUGGCGAGGUAUCCAAAGUCCAGUCGAAAAUAGAGAAGUCUUCUACCGGUUGCGGCCCAUCCCAGCCGAGGGAAAACAAAGCUAAUAGGCAACCAACAAGCCGGCUCGUUACGCCAGUGCGGGACGUGAACGACCAGUCUCGGCGACACGACAUGGCCGUGGGGCCAUCGCCGCCCAAGGAAGUUCGGAAUAGGGAAGUCAAUGGCAGAACAACCUUUAAUGGAAAUGAACAAGCGCGGCACAGCGUAUCUGUCGGUCCAUCACCGCCUCGCGAGGAAACCCGUUCCGUGGCGCGAACACCCCCGGACCCACCAACACGGCAUACCAUUUCGGUGGGUCCUUCACCGCCACGAGAGAGCACGAACCAAAAAAAGUCCGCUGGUGCUUCCCCGCCUCGGGGAAGCGUUGAUCACCGCGGACGGUCGCCGUUUAGCCGGUCGAGUGUUUCCAAUACGGGUACAUCACCACCACCUCAAAGUAUUUCAACUCAGACGUAUGAAGUUCCAACACCAUGGGAGCGCGAGCGUGAGCGAGAAAAAGAACGCGAGCGAGAGAAGGAACGCGAGCGAGAAAAGGAACGCGAGCGAGAGAAGGAACGUGAGCGAGAAAAGGACCGCGAGCGAGAAAAAGAACGCGAGCGAGAAAAGGAGCGCGAGCGAGAACGGGAACGUGAACGAGAGCGGGCUAAGGAGAGGGAACGAGCUCCAUCGGUCCCGCGGUCGCGUUCCCGUCGGCGGUUACGGGACGAAGCUCACCGCGAACGCUCGCACAGCAGGCAUUCGCUAUCCAGUGACACACGGGAGAGCGAGCGCAGCGCGCGCACCACCGGGCGCUGGGAGUGGCGCUCGCCGCGCGACAGCAGCCCGGCGGGCGACAGCGACGCCGGCCGCCGCCGCCUCACGCGCCGCGCCUCGCACCUCGACCUGCGCCGCGCGCGCCCUCAGCGCCGCUCCAGCUUCUACGGCUCCGAGGCGGCGUCCCCUGAGCCGCUGGCAUACAACCGCACGGUGUCGAUGGAGGGUCUGGGAGUGGGCGCGGCGCGCGAGGCGGAGCGCGGGCUGGAGCUGGCGCGGCUCAUGGACGCGGCCGAGCGGCUCGGCUUCAGCGCGGCGGAGGUGCAGGCGGCGCUGGCGCAAAGCCCCGCAGCGCCACUGGCAUGGCUGCGCGAGCGCUGGCCGAGCCUGGUGGCGGGCGUGCAGGCGGCGGCGGCGCGGCUGGCGGCCGGCGCGAGCGUCACGGAGCUGGAGGCGCGCGCCGCUCUAGCGCGCCACCGCGCCGCCAUGUGGCCCGCCGUCACCGAGUGCGUCGAGCGCCACCGCCGGCAGGCGGAGGAGGGCAGCGUCGGUGAGGAGCGGCGGCUGCGCGGGCGCGUGUGGGGCUCGCCGGCCGGCGCCGACGUCGACGCCGCGCCGCCGCCGCCGCUGCCCGCCGACCGACUAGUGCGUGCAGACGACAGUUCAGAUGAAUUCGAAGAGCCGAUACCGAAAACAUUUCAAGAUGAUGACUGGAUGUACUUGCCACUCCCGGCUAAAACUCCGAGCGUGUUUGACAUGGAUCUUGACAGAGAUAUUUGGGGUUUACCCUUUCACAUUAAGCUGGACAAUUUAGGAAAUAAUAUUGCUUCGGUUCCGAUAGAUUUCGCAUCGGUUCCACCAGACUUUGCUUUAACUCCGACAGAUUUUGCUUCGGUACCGACAGAUUUAGCUUCAGCUCAAACAAAUUUCACGUCUAUUCCGACUAGUAGUAAGGUAAAGGCAGAGAAACUUACGAGUGCUCCUGAUAUUCCAAACACACAAGAGAAAGUAGACGCAAUAGAUACUGAAGACAUAGCUCAAAAAUUAAAAGCGUUACUUAUACAAGCAGGGAUUCCGUCCAUCAAUGAAAAUUUACUUUUGAAAGGUUUACUAGCAGAUAACAAUAAUCUGGAACAAAGCAAAGAUACUACUAUAGAUAAUAAUUCAGAACAAAUAUUAGAUAGCAAUAAUUUAGAAGUAAGAACAGAUACUAAUAUUAUCGUUGAUAACAAACCAAUACAAGUAGCAGAUAGUAAUAACGUGAAAAAUGAGAAGGAUGCUAACGUUACUUUAGAUAAGAAACCGGAACAAACACAGUCGCUCGACCUCGGCCAAUCAGAAAAUGAUUUCAUAAAUGCUUACAAUGCAUUGACUAGGCACAGCCCUUUACCUAGCGUUAGUCAAGAUGGUGCUGGUGAUAGUCUAAAUUUAAGUAACUUUAAUGCGAGUAGUAAUAAGGUAACAUUGAAUGAUAAUAAUGCCGAAUUCCUUAAAACUACAGAAACACUACCGCCAUCUGAGCAAGACAAUGCAAUUAAGAUUGUGCCAAUUAAUGGUCAAAUGAGAGAUAUUAUUUCAAACGUUGCUUUGGAUACCACGGUUCAAGAAGCUGUAUCCAAUGUAAGUAAAGAAAAGACUGAAACAGAAAUAUUAAACUAUGUUGAAACUACCCCAACAAAUUUUGAAAGUAGAAAUCAAACUUCUGCUAAAUAUAUCAUGAAGUCAAAAAAUAAAUUAGUUACAGCAAAGAAGUCACCCGCAAACACAACAGAACGCGAGAAUAUUGUCAUAGACAAUGAUUCAAAGAACUUGAACGAUAUUGUAGAUAAUACUCAAAAACUUAUCCAGCAAAUGAAAGCUGAAAUUAAUUCAGACAUUAAUUCUCUCGAUGAUUCAAACUCAUCACAUAGUGAGGGUAAUAAUAGUUCUAAUGACUCUGAUUUAUCAACUGAUCAUGAAUCUUCAUACAGUGAAUCUGAUGCGGAAACUGAAGACUUAACUACAGAAAAUAAAGAUUAUACAAGUAGUGAAAAUGAAGACGGAGAAAUGCAUCAAAAUACCGGAAAAGGCACUCCAGUCUUAGAUAGGACCAGUUCUGAGGAAAACGAACAAUUUGAGGAAGCAAUGGAUCAUAUAGAAGCACAAACCGAUGCCAUACAACAAACAAACUUUGAAAUACUAAAUUCCAUCGCACGGAGCCUUCAAGAAGAACAUACAAUAUCUGUUCAGUUAGGAACAGACACAGAAAAAAUAGAAACACGUCCAAAACGUCAGGACGUCAACAACAAUUUUGCUACGGUUAAUACAUUUGAAGAGAUUUAUGAAGAACUUAGCACGGACCAACCUAUGACACAGAAAAAGCAAAAAUCUAAUUCUGAACAAGAUUCUAUGGUACCUAAUAUCCAAAAUCCGCCUUAUAUUAAACAAGAUAUAAACCUAAUGGUUUUCAACCCUGUACCCGCAUCAGUAGCAACAGUAAGUGAAAAUAUACUACCGAUAAUAAUAAAUGCAACUAUCGAAGAAUUGCCAUUCAUAGACGAACCACUAGAAACCCAUUAUGAUUUGUUAGAUAAUGCAACUACCGUAGAAUUAAACAUUAAGGAAUCUUCCGAAGAAGAUAAUGAUGAUAAUGCUACUAAUAUUAAUCAAGUCGUAGAAAAUAUUGCUAAUGACGCCAGUAUUGAUAUUGAAAUGGAUAUCAAAACUUCUUCUUCAUCGCCAAAUAACAUUAACACUACUGAUGAAAUUGUGGAACAACUAAUUGUAAUCACAAAUACCCUUCAAAGUAAUUUGAACGAAAUAGAAAGUUCUGAAUUAUCUCAAUCUGAUAUUGCAAACACUCAUAAAGAGGAUGAAGAUAAGGAAAUGCAAAUAAACAACGACAUCGAUAAUAACACGCCUCAGACUGAAGGCAUAAGUAUACAUAACCAAGUUAUUGAAGCAAUACCAGAGUCGAGAUCUAGUACAUCACCAGAUAAAAAAUCAUUAAGUCCUCCUAAAGAUGAGAAGAAUACUCCCACCAGGUCCAACAUACCAAAGCCUGUUAAAAUCUUGCCCAGCAUUAAACAGAAAGUAGACAAGAUUGCUCCGAAGGUACUUGUUUCCAAAGUACCUGUACGGCGAGCAUCUAUAAAACAGAUUCCCGCACCGAGUCCCCCUAAAGCUCAUUUUGGGAAUAUCAGCAGCGGCCAUGUGAAGCAACUGCAGUCUAGGUUAUUUAAUCCAAAAACUGGAAAAGCACCAGCUCCGGUACCUCCAGCAGCAAAUAGUAUAGAGGUUAAACCGUCAACAUCGACUUUGAAUAAGAAGAAGCCUGCUCCGCAACCCCCUGCGAAAGCACAACAACUUAAACAACCCUCUCCGCCAAAAACGCCUUCAAAAGAAAAGAAGCAGCCAUUUUUCCGCGAAACAUGUCACACUGAAGACGAAUGGACGGAGAGUGAUUCUGACGAUUCGCAAGUGCAAGUCGUGGUCAAGCCAGAGCCGGAGCCGGAGCGACGACCGCCAUCGCCGCCGCCGCCGCUCACUUUGCGUCGUGUCUCGGGACAGCUGAUCGACUUGGCUCACGUGCGGCUUCCGGAGGGCUCACCUGAGAGACAAGCGCGUAUGCUGUUGGCCGAAGGCGCGGCCGAGAGCUGGGAGCAGGCGCAGCUGGCGGUGGAGCUGGUGGCGCGCGGCGCCGACGCUCCCGCCGCGCUGCUGGCCGCGCUCGAGUGCGCCGACCUGCCCGCCGCGCUCGCCUACCUGCACCAGGACUGCGAGCUGUGCGCCUCCCGCCUGCCCGAGCACCAGAUGGUGUCAAUGCUGCGCUGCACCCACCGCUGCUGUCGCGAGUGCGCGCGCCUGUACUUCACCGUGCAGGUGACGGAGCGCAGCGUGGUGGACUGCGUGUGCCCGUACUGCAAGGAGCCCGAGUUAGAAACGUUGGAAGAGGACGCCUGGCUCGAGUACUUCGCGCACCUCGACAUACUGCUCAAAGUGCUAUUAGACGCAGACGUGCACGAAUUGUUCCAGAGAAAGUUGCGAGACCGGACUCUAGCGAGAGACCCGAACUUCAGAUGGUGCGUGGAGUGUUCGUCGGGAUUCUUCGUGCAUCCGAAGCAAAAGAAACUUCGGUGUCCCGAAUGUAGGUCGGUCAGCUGCGCCACUUGCAGGAAACCGUGGUCAACGAAUCACGAGGGCCUGAGCUGCGAGCAGUACGCCGCGUGGCUGGAGGACAAUGACCCCGAGCGCUCGGCCGCCGCCGUGCAGCAGCACCUCCGCGAGAACGGACUCGAGUGCCCGCGCUGCCACUUCAAGUACUCGCUGUCUAGAGGCGGCUGCAUGCACUUCACGUGCACGCAAUGCAAGUACGAGUUCUGCUACGGCUGUGGAAAACCGUUCACUAUGGGCGCGCGCUGCGGCCUCAGCGACUACUGCGCGCGGCUAGGGCUGCACGCGCACCACCCGAGAAACUGUCUCUUCUAUCUGCGCGAUAAAGAGCCGCAUGAACUGCAGACGCUAUUGCAGAUGAACAACGUAACAUUCGAAGUGGAGGCGCCAGAAGGGUCUCCAACUCGCUGCCCGGUGCAGCUGCAGCGCGAGACGCCCACCGGGCUCGUGGACAGCGCCUGCAACGCCGACGCGCCGCCCAAGCACGCCGGCCUCUGCAAGAACCACUACCUGGAGUACCUGAGCCGGCUGGUGCGGCGGCGCUCGCUCGACCCGCUGCCGAUCCUCGGCAUCGACGACCUGGAGACGCUCGUGAAGCGCGCGGCGCUGCGGCCGCCGCCGCGGCCCUACGGCUCGCUCGACGGCCUGUACCGCCGCAGCCUCGUCGAGAUCGUGAAAGAAAAAAUACCCUUGGAUUGAUGGCCGUUUCUCUACAUGCCUACCAUCAUAUAGAUUCAAACAUCACAAGAAGCUACUUGUAUUCCAGUCUCUUGAAAUGAUAUUGUUAUUUAUAUUAUUUAUUAUAAAAUAAAAUACCUAUAUUGCUUUA